AUGGCUGCCCCGGCGCCCGUCGGCCCUUCGGGCUCCCGCCGCGCUCCAGUGCCUGGCUGCCUCCGCCUGCUCCCGCUCCUGGCACUCGUGCAGCUGCUGGCCGUGCCCAGCUUGGGCCGCGUCCACCACCUGGCGCUCAAGGAUGACGUGCGGCAUAAGGUGCACCUCAACACCUUUGGGUUCUUCAAGGACGGGUACAUGGCGGUCAAUGUCAGCAGCCUGUCGGUGAGCGAGCCCGAAGGAGCCACAGACAAGGACGCGGCCAUUGGAUUCAGCCUAGAGCGUACGAAGAAUGACGGCUUUUCCUCCUACCUGGAUGAAGAUGUGAAUUACUGUAUUUUGAAGAAGCAGUCCGUCUCCGUCACUCUUCUGAUCCUAGACAUCCCCCGAAGUGAAGUGAAAGUGAAGUCUCCGUUGGAAGCCGGUGCCCCCUUGCCAGUGGUCGUGGUCAGCAGGGACGAGAGAGUCCUAGGUCCAAGCCGGAAGUCUGAUGGGGACCCCGUGCCCACGGCAGGCAACCACUCCCAGGGAGUGCCAGGCAAUGUGAAGGCUAAGAGAAGCACCGUGGAUGCAAAGGCACCUGGUGAGAAAUCCUUUUCCAUCCAUAACAGCGACGGUGCCGUGUCCUUCCAGUUCUUCGUUAACAUCAGCACUGAUGACCAGGAAGGCCAGUACAGCCUGUACUUUCACAAAUGCCCUGGGAAGGAGCUGCCAGCCGGGGGCCAGUUCUCCUUCAGCCUUGAUAUUGAGAUCACGGAGAAGAACCCUGACAGCUACCUCUCAGCGGGGGAGAUUCCUCUGCCCAAACUCUACAUCUCCAUGGCCUUCUUCUUCUUCCUGGCGGGCACCGUCUGGGUUCACAUCCUUCGGAAGAGGAGGAACGAUGUGUUUAAAAUCCACUGGCUGAUGGCGGCCCUUCCGUUCACCAAGUCUCUCUCCUUGGUGUUUCAUGCAAUCGACUACCACUACAUCUCGUCCCAGGGCUUUCCCAUCGAAGGCUGGGCCGUCGUGUACUACAUCACUCACCUGCUGAAGGGGGCGCUGCUGUUCAUCACCAUAGCACUCAUCGGCACCGGCUGGGCAUUCAUCAAGCACAUCCUCUCGGAUAAGGACAAGAAGAUCUUCAUGAUUGUCAUCCCGCUCCAGGUGCUGGCCAACGUGGCUUAUAUCAUCAUAGAGUCGACCGAGGCCGGCACUACCGAGUACAGCCUGUGGAAGGACUCACUGUUCCUGGUUGAUCUGCUGUGCUGCGGGGCCAUCCUCUUUCCUGUAGUAUGGUCCAUCCGACACUUGCAGGAAGCGUCAGCCACCGAUGGCAAAGGCAAGUGCAUGGGCCCUGUUCAGCAGAGGGCCUGCCUGGGUGCAGGAGCAAGGGCAGCUGCCAUUAACCUAGCCAAGCUGAAGCUUUUCCGACACUACUAUGUCUUGAUCGUGUGUUACAUCUACUUCACCCGGAUCAUCGCCUUCCUCCUGAAGCUGGCCGUGCCCUUCCAGUGGAAGUGGCUCUACCAGCUCCUGGACGAGACGGCCACACUGGUGUUCUUCAUUCUCACGGGCUACAAAUUCCGCCCGGCGUCUGACAACCCGUACCUGCAGCUGUCGCAGGAAGACGACGACCUGGAAAUGGAAUCAGUAGUGACAGCGUCGGGGGUGACAGAGAGCGUGAAGAAGGUCAGGAAGACGACCAACGGCUCCCUGGAGCCCCCAGGCGGCUGGGCGGGCACGGCGUGAUGCCCCCGAGCCUGGCACCCCACACAGACUGUUCACGUGUCGAUGGGCCUGCUGGCGAUCCAGGGCACCUCCCGCCAGCGACCGCAACCACGUGGGCUCGUGGCUGGAGCCAGGGGCCACGCGGCCCACUCCGGCCUGUCGCUUUGGAACUGGGUCUGCGGCUGGUGGCAGGCAGCUAGCAUUCUUCCCCUCAGGUGGGAGCGGCUCGUGGGGAGGGAGGGAGACAGGAGGAGGAUAAAGGGAAGAAGAAUCUUUUUAA
Ochotona curzoniae (black-lipped pika) is the source of this 1990-nucleotide messenger RNA. RefSeq names its product G protein-coupled receptor 107 (gene GPR107). The record is from RefSeq and is a predicted model, not a curated record. Bases 1 to 1731 code for a protein of 576 amino acids. Gene Ontology annotation, molecular function: clathrin heavy chain binding. Gene Ontology annotation, cellular component: membrane; Golgi apparatus; clathrin-coated vesicle. Gene Ontology annotation, biological process: clathrin-dependent endocytosis. The transcript is spliced from 20 exons. NCBI's taxonomy places the organism in Eukaryota, Metazoa, Chordata, Mammalia, Lagomorpha, Ochotonidae.